UUCCAGUUCAUCAUAUCAACUAGAAUUCCACCAUGGUUAAAAGAGUCGCGGUAUUUGGUGCAGGAUGCAGUGGACUGACUGCUAUCAAAUGCUGUCUCGAUGAAGGUUUGGAGCCUAUGUGCUUUGAUAAGAGUGGAGAUAUUGGUGGAUUGUUUAUAUACCAGCACUUCAGUGAAGUUCCUGAAGAUGACAGAGCCAGUAUUUACAAUUCUGUUAUCAUUAACACAUCUAAGGAAAUGAUGUGUUACAGCGAUUACCCAAUACCAGACGACUACCCCAAUUACAUGCACAAUUCAAAGGUGCUGCAGUAUUUCCGGCAAUAUGCUGAACAUUUUCAACUGCUAAAAUACAUCCGUUUCAAGACAGCUGUUUGCAGCAUUCAAAAGCAUCCAGAUUUUCUCACCACUGGCCAAUGGGAUGUUGUCACAGAGUCGGAAGGAAAACAGGAGAAGCAUGUCUUUGAUGCCAUUCUUGUGUGCACAGGUCACCACACACAUCCAAAAUUACCUCUUGAUUCUUUUCCAGGCAUUGAAAACUUUAAAGGUCAGUACUUUCAUAGCCGUGACUACAAAAAUCCGGACACUUUCAAAAACAAAAAGAUAAUAGUGAUUGGUAUUGGAAACACUGCAGUUGAUCUGGUGGUGGAACUCAGCGCUGUAGCUAAGCAGGUAUUCCUGAGCACUAGGAAAGGGGCCUGGUUGGUGAAUCGUGUUUGUGAUAAUGGCUUUCCAUUGGACAUAGUUUUUUUCAGUCGCUUCAAUGCUAUUUUGCAAUGCACUUUUCCAUCGAUGAUUAACUCCUACAUGGAGAAUAAAUUCAACUCCAGAGUUGACCAUGACAACUUUGGUCUAAAACCUGAACACAGGUUUUUCAGUCAGCAUCCAACAAUCAGUGAUGAUUUACCAAAUCGCAUUAUUGCCGGUAAAGUGGUGAUGAAAACUAAUGUGAAACGUUUCACCGAGACAGAUGUCUUUUUUGAAGAUGGAACCGUAGAAAAAGACAUUGAUGUGGUCAUUUUUGCCACAGGAUAUAAUUUUUCAUUCCCUUUCAUUGACGAAUCUGUGAUAAAGGUUGAGCAUAAUGAGAUUCCUCUGUAUAAAAUGGUGUUUCCUCUGCAUCUGGAAAAGCCAACAAUGGCUUUCAUUGGCUACAUCCAACCAGUUGGUGCUAUAAUGCCAGUCUCUGAGAUUCAGGCUCGCUGGGUAACAAGAGUCUUCAAAGGUCUAACCAAGCUUCCAUCCAUGGAGAAAAUGAAGGAAGAGGUCAAUAAGAGAAAGGAAGACAUGCAGAAAAGGUACGUCAAAAGUGAGCGCCAUACCAUACAGGUGGAUUAUGUACCGUACAUGGAUGAAAUUGCCGCUGAGAUAGGCUGCAUACCCAAUAUUAAGCAGCUUUUCCUGUCAGAUCCCAAACUGGCCUGGCAGGUAUUAUUUGGCCCAUGUACACCUUACCAGUAUCGCCUGUGUGGACCAGGGCAAUGGAGGGAUGCCAGGAAAGCCAUUCUAACUCAGAAGGACCGCAUCAUAAAGCCAACAAAGACCCGCAAUGUGGAUAAUGAAAUGACCCAUGGUUCAUUUAAUAUGCUUUUUAAGCUUCUGGGCAUCUUUAUGAUCUUUGCUGCCAUGUAUGUCUUAGUGUAAUUAGGUCAAGCAAUGCUUUGAUUUAAAAAGUCUGUUGCUACAGGCUUCAGUCUCUUGAGAACGACAUAUUUGUUUGACAAAAUAUCCUUUAAUUUAGAUAACUGUAUGAAUCCUAC
Messenger RNA from Nanorana parkeri, 1756 nucleotides. Its product is annotated as dimethylaniline monooxygenase [N-oxide-forming] 5-like. The transcript has 9 exons. The record is from RefSeq and is a predicted model, not a curated record. Bases 33 to 1640 code for a protein of 535 amino acids. NCBI's taxonomy places the organism in Eukaryota, Metazoa, Chordata, Amphibia, Anura, Dicroglossidae. Gene Ontology annotation, molecular function: N,N-dimethylaniline monooxygenase activity; flavin adenine dinucleotide binding; NADP binding.